Messenger RNA from Cavia porcellus (domestic guinea pig), 2830 nucleotides. RefSeq names its product regulator of DNA class I crossover intermediates 1 (gene Redic1). Bases 111 to 2060 code for a protein of 649 amino acids. The record is from RefSeq and is a predicted model, not a curated record. NCBI's taxonomy places the organism in Eukaryota, Metazoa, Chordata, Mammalia, Rodentia, Caviidae. The transcript is spliced from 13 exons.
CAGGCCGUUUGUCUGACAGACCUGGGAAGCAGCGGCCUGACCCAGAGCUACGGAGUUUAGGCUCCAGCUGUUGGGAUAUUAGUGGAUUCCCUUUGGAGAGGUUUGGAGAGAUGAACUGGGUCGGGGGUUCACGGACCAGGGUUCUGAUCAAGCAGGAAAAAAGAAGGCAAAAGGAAUACUUUGAAAGGAAUAAGUUAAAAUCAAAAAUGAAAUUACUGGGAGUUUUGUCUCCUGUCAAAAAUUCCACAGUCAGUUUAGACCUUCUCAACCUGCAUAUAGUAAAUCAGAUAUCUUGUAAGAAGAAAACACCUGAAGCUGUAAAGAAACCAGUUCAUGUGAAUAUGAAUAGAGACAUAAAAAUGCCUCUAAGACAGUAUGAGUUAGAGCUUCCAGUGUCACCUCCUCGUUUGCCUUCUAAACUCUGCCUCGAUGAUACAGAGAACAAUACUCACUGUCAAAAACUAGGUAACAAGGAAGGAUGUGGCCCAGUUCAGUCAUCAAAAAUUAAGGACUCAUAUAGUAUGUUUGAACCUCAUUUCAUCAGAACAAAGAACUGCAGUUUUGCUCCACCAAUCUUUUCAACAGAAUUAUCUUCUGAUAGACAUAUUCCAAAACAAAAUUUCACUCCCACAGUAGUGCCUAGUCCUCUGAAGGUUGCAUUUGAAAAAAAACAAAAUGACCAGCUAAAUAAUGUUAACUGUUCUGAUUCCUUGGUUUCCAAAUUAAGUGAAUGUCAAGAUGGUCUCAGUUCAUCAUAUGAAGCAGCAAAAUGUGGAAUAUUAUUUGAACAAUUAAACAAUCCAGGAAAUGGGAGUUUCCUUACUAGAAGACCUGGUAUACCUUUGGGUGAAGAUUGGAAAAGCAUGAAUGAAAGACAGUCAGAUUUCGUUUUUGAAAAACAAGCAGCGCAACGUAUUUGGGGACAAAGUUGGGAAGAAAUUUCAAAUUUUUUUGAAGAUGUGAACCAGGCAACUCAUAGUAUUCUGUCAGAGAAUUGUGGCUCUUAUGUUGAUCAAAACAUGAUCAAUUUAUUAAGUAUAGAUCAACAAAUGAUGCAGAAAACUUUUGACAAGUGUAUUUAUGAUAAUUUGGGGAAUACUUGUUUAGUCACUAAUUUUGGUGAAAACCAACCCACUGAUGGAUGUGUUAGGAGCAUUUUUACAGUUCCAGAGUCAACUUUUACUGAUCCUGCAUUUAAUAAAACAAGUUGUCCCGAAAAAUAUCAGCCAAACAAGAAGUAUCAGAGAGAGCACAACAGUAAUGAAAUACAUGAUCUCAGAAUUUUUCUUGAGGAUUCUUACCCAGCCAGUUAUGAAAAACAAGGAAAACAUAAUGAUUACCACGAGAAGAUGCCGCAGAAGAAUAACCAGGAAAAUCCAGUAAACUCUGUGUGUAAAAGCCCUCUGGAAGGAAUACAUGCUAACCAGUUAGGGGACUUUGGUCUUGGUGAGGUUAUGAUGGAAAAAGGAACAUGUUCUUUAAAAGGCAGGCCAGCAUUUAAGAGAAUCUGUCAUGAUCUUGAGUCUUCACAGGGUAGUCAGUGUUCCAGUUACUCUCCAAGGCCAACAGAGAGUUGUUUCAGUUCCAGUUCAGAGAUGCUAUCUGAAGAUGAAGACCAAAUAUUGCAACAAACUGAGGACUCAAGUAAGAUGUCUACCAAAACCACAGAAACAAGUAAUAAUUUUUAUCUAGAAAACAAGGUUGAACUUCCAGAUAAUAAGAUUGUUAACAAAAAUGCAAAAUUUCACAAACAAAAUGAGAAAUUUCACCAGUAUUCAGUAAAAAAUAGUGCAGUGAAGUUCCCACAAUCUCAGUGCAACUUAGCACAUGCGGAAAACAAAACCAGUAACUGCAUUAUGCAGGUUGUAAAAUGUGACACAGGGGUACAAACAGAGACAGCAUCUGUGAUGCAAGAAAAACUAGAUGCUGCCAUACAGUGUGAUAUACUUUCUGAAUGUGCAUGUGGAAGGGAUCUGUCUUCUCUUGGCAGUGGUGAGAGGUGCACUCAAAGUAUUAUGUCUGAUACCACUGGGGGGCAGGACAUCCUUACAAACAGAUAAUAUUCUAUAUUUUCAGCCUAAGAUGUAGCACUCCAUUUGAAAGCAAGAGUACAUGUACAGAAUUUCCUGUUGUGUAACAAGGAAUGAGAAAAUGUAGCUAAGCAUAAAGUGAAAGAUUUUAGGAUAUGUAUUUAUGGCUCUUGGUAAGACAUUUUAGUAUUUACGCAUUUUAAGUUUUACGUAGCAUUCCUUCAAUACCCUUGAUGUAUCUUAAGUUUUCAGAGAAUUGUACUUUAAAUUUUUAGAAAUUAUACUUGUAAAUAUAUUCUCGUUCUCAUGUUUAUUACUUUAUAAUGAUAUACUGUUAUUUAGAAUUUAAAAAAUGCUUCAUUACAUUCUUUCUUGUGACACUUUAUUUUAAAAGAGUGCAGGUGUAUCUUACAGAAAAAAAAUGUUCUUUUCCAGUGUUUAAAGUUUUUUUUCUCUUCCAGUAUUUUAAGGUAGAAAAUGUUGACUAAUAUCUAAUAUGUUUUAUGGUCUCAUUAAAGAUUUUGUUAGCUACUUAUCUUUAACAUUAUACCCCAUUUAAAAUUUCAAAUUAAAGAAACUGUUGUCUGUAGAUACUGCACUAUUACUUGCCUGAGCCUGAGCUACUUGGUCAAAUUAAGAAUAAAUUUGGGAUAUUUUGAAGAAAAUGGAUACACAAAGAAAAAUAUAAUGUUCAGUGAGAUGAAUCAGAAAACACAAGCUUGAAUAUUGUAGGAUAUUUCUCAUUUGAGCAAGGCAAGGUACAAAUAUAUAAAGAGGAAAAUAAAGGAUUGAUAGAAUGA